Messenger RNA from Scylla paramamosain (green mud crab), 799 nucleotides. RefSeq lists its product as uncharacterized. Bases 201 to 578 code for a protein of 125 amino acids. The transcript has 7 exons. NCBI's taxonomy places the organism in Eukaryota, Metazoa, Arthropoda, Malacostraca, Decapoda, Portunidae. The record is from RefSeq and is a predicted model, not a curated record.
CCCAGAGGCAGUAAGGGAUCAGGAAGUGUUUCCUGAGUGGUCGGCGCAGGUCAGCGCAGUGGUGUGCGUGUGUUUCUUUACGUGACGCUCCUCAUGCUACUUUUAACAGUGAUAUCUGAAGCUUUUUGAAGUACUCGUGCUCUCCAGAAAGGAGGUAACCUGGUGCCUCGUUCCCACCUGGCGCGUCACUUUCAUCAAGAAUGGAUCGCACGUGUACCCUCGUGAUGUGUGGGAGACAUCAAUCAGUUGUGGGCAAGAGGAGAGAAAUCCUGGACAAACUCGGGUUGCUUUGCUUUCCGUACCCAGGCCGCCAUUCCGCCUUGUCACCUGCAGCCCGCCCUCUCCCCUGCUGCCUUCUGGAGUGCACUCGAGGCUCUCAACUUCUUUACCAGCGGGAUAGAGAAAUGAGUUGCGUCCGUCGAGAUGAUCAUGUGUUUCUUCACUAUUUCUGCGCCACCCUGUGCAACGUGAGUCCCUGUGCAACAUGGUGUUUCCUGUUCCAGCACCGGCUGUUCGACGUGGUUUCCAGGUGGCAGCGUGGCGUGGCGUGGCGUGGCUUGGCUUGGCGUGGCGGGUGACGCCCUCUACACUGCAGUACUGUCUUCUCCUGCUGGUGGCGGAAAGACGAGAGGUGUGCAUUUGUUGCUUUGGGCACCCAUUCGCUGCCUCACUCAGGGACACCUCGUUGUCACCACAUUGGGCAAUUCUUUCGGCGCCACCUCAGUCCUCGCCGCCUUACAAUACAGCCUUAUCAACCCUAUCUUGAAAUAUACGUUUGUUCUCAUAAACAGUACAUAUA